This is a messenger RNA of Penicillium maclennaniae, 1338 nucleotides long. RefSeq names its product MCT family MFS transporter. Bases 1 to 1338 code for a protein of 445 amino acids. NCBI's taxonomy places the organism in Eukaryota, Fungi, Ascomycota, Eurotiomycetes, Eurotiales, Aspergillaceae. Gene Ontology annotation, biological process: transmembrane transport. Gene Ontology annotation, cellular component: fungal-type vacuole membrane. Gene Ontology annotation, molecular function: transmembrane transporter activity. The transcript is spliced from 4 exons. The record is from RefSeq and is a predicted model, not a curated record.
AUGUCUGCAACCGAUCCCAAAGUUGCUCCUACCGAGCCCUCCACUGUCUCAGAGCAUAGUUCUCUCAACGAGAAGACACAUCCUUUUCCAGAUCAAGAUUUCAAGAAGCCCAGUAACGAAAGCUAUGGUCCUUCCGCGCCGGAUGGAGGUCUACAGGCAUGGCUAGUGGUACUGGGCUCGUGGUGCUCACUCUUUUGUACAUUUGGAUGGAUCAACAGCAUCGGAACAUUCCAGAGCUACUACGAGGAGUCCCUUCUAAAGCAGUAUUCUGCCAGUACAAUCUCAUGGAUUCCAUCGCUCCAGAUCUUUUUCAUGUUCGCCAUGGGUCCUAUCGUCGGUCGAUUAUACGACAACUUCGGUCCCCGCUGGUUGAUCCUUGGCGGCUCUGUUCUGCACGUCUUCGGUCUCAUGAUGGCCUCUAUCUCGAAAGAAUACUAUCAAGUUCUCCUUUCCCAAGGUGUAUGCAGUGCCAUGGGGGUCUGUGCCAUUUUCCAACCUUCAAUGAACGUCCUACCAAGCUGGUUCGAUAAGAAGCGUGGAGCUGCCUACGGGAUUGUGUCAACGGGGUCGAGUCUAGGCGGCGUGAUCUUCCCAAUCAUGGUCAGUCGCCUCAUCAACGAAGUCGGAUACGGCUGGGCCAUGCGCGCUGCCGCUUUUCUGAUAUUGGGUCUGUUGUCGAUUGCGAUUCUUACGGUGCGAUCCCGCGUUCCGCCUAGAAAGCAGGACUUGGAUAAAAAGAGCCUCGUUCGGCCUUUCACGGAAACCAAGAUGGUGCUGGUGGUUCUUGGGUUCAUGCUUCUCACUUUUGGAAUUUUCAUCCCGAUUAAUUACUUGGUCGUGCAAGCUAUGCAUGCCGGUAUGAGUUAUAAUCUCGCGCAGUACUUGAUUCCCAUGUUGAACGCAGCCAGUCUCUUUGGUCGUAUGAUGGCUGGGAUGCUCUCUGACAAAGUCGGUCCGUAUAAUAUCUUCGUGACUGUUUGCAUAUUUGCAGGCAUUCUGGUCCUUGGUGUCUGGAUCCCGGCCACCGGCAACGCAGCCAUCAUUGUCUUUGCCUGUCUCUUUGGCUUUGCGUCGGGCGCAUAUGUCUCUCUCGCCGCUGCUUUGGUGGUUAAGAUUUCACCUUUCCCAGAGAUCGGCUACCGCACAGGCUUGUUAUUCCUGUUCUCUUCCAUCGGCGGCUUGACGACCAACCCGAUUGCCGGCGCUAUCUUAGCUCAUGACAAUGGCUCCUACACGGGUAUGAAAGUGUUCGCUGGAGUUCUCUUGCUUGUGGGAAGCACUUCAGUGUUGGCAACUCGGCUCCAUGAGACUGGGCUUGUUAUCAAGGCUAAAUUCUGA